Molecule: messenger RNA, 2972 nt
Organism: Seriola aureovittata
Lineage: Eukaryota; Metazoa; Chordata; Actinopteri; Carangiformes; Carangidae
Gene: samhd1a
Product: SAM domain and HD domain 1
Exons: 16
Coding region: 165-2042 (625 amino acids)
Biological process (GO): dGTP catabolic process; defense response to virus; regulation of innate immune response
Cellular component (GO): nucleus
Molecular function (GO): protein binding; dGTPase activity
Source: RefSeq, a predicted model, not a curated record
GGAGAAACAAAACCCCGGUAUUUUUCACCGCCCGGCAGAGUAUUUUCUCUGCAGAGCUACCCGAUCAGCUGUUGCAGUCGGCCUGGGGAAACAUUAUCGGCUUCAGUUUUCCGGAUCUCUGCUUCUCUGCCCAACCCGAACAGCCGCCUAUUAGUCUGAUCAACAUGGAGAAUCGAAAACGACCGUUAGAGGCAGUUUCGAGCAGUGACGGCUGCAAAACCCCGGAGAAGAGAGUGUCAGUGGUCCGGCUGCCGGACUCGGACUACAUACGAUGGGGAGUAGGGGAAACGUGUCAGUACCUACGAAGAGAAGGUCUCGGGGAAUGGGUGGAUAAGUUUAGAGCACAAAAGAUAACAGGCGUCGGGCUGAGGUAUCUCAAGGAUGCUGAUCUGGAGAAGAUUGGUGUAGAGUGCCUUGGUGACCGUCUGCAGAUCCUACACAGCCUCAGUAAGCUGUGGCAGAUAGAAGCUGAGACAAGCAAGGUGUUUAAUGAUCCCAUCCACGGCCAUGUAGAGUUACAUCCACUUCUCAUUAAAAUCAUAGACACACCCCAGUUCCAGAGACUACGAAAUCUCAAACAGCUUGGGGCAACCUACUUCGUUUUCCCUGGAGCGUCCCACAACCGGUUUGAACACUCGAUUGGGGUGGGCUACUUGGCAGGACGACUUGUACAAGCUUUGAACGAGAGGCAGCCAGAGCUCCUCAUCUCUCGCAGAGACAUCCUUUGUGUGCAGAUCGCUGGGCUCUGCCAUGACUUGGGACAUGGGCCAUUUUCCCAUAUGUUUGAUGGGAUAUUCAUACCCAAGGCACGUCCGGGAAUUACCUGGAAGCAUGAGACUGCCUCUUCAGCCAUGUUUGACUACCUGAUUAAUGACAAUGGCUUGAAGCCAGUGAUGGAGCAGCAUGGCCUGGUGCUGCCUGAGGACCUGGACUUUAUUAAGGAGCAGAUUGCUGGACCAUUGGACGCUAAUGCAGCUCAAGGCCAGGAGUGGCGAUACAAAGGUCGUCCAGAAGACAAGUCCUUCCUCUAUGAAAUCGUGGCCAACAAAAGAAAUGGCAUUGAUGUGGAUAAGUGGGACUACUUUGCCAGGGAUUGCUACCACCUUGGCAUCCAGAACAACUUUGACUAUCACCGUUUCCUAAAGUUUGCCAGGGUGUGUAAGGUGGAUGGGCAGAAGCACAUCUGCACUAGAGACAAGGAAGUGGGCAAUCUGUACGACAUGUUCCACACCAGGAACUGUCUCCACAGAAGAGCCUACCAGCACAAAGUGGGCAGCAUCAUAGAGACCAUGAUCACAGAGGCAUUUUUAAAAGCAGAUAAACACAUCAAGAUUGAAGGCUCAAAGGGGAAGAUCUUCACUCUGUCCACAGCCAUAGAUGACAUGGAGGCCUACACCAAGCUCACAGAUCACGUGUUUGAACAGAUACUCCAUUCGUCGUCUGUGGAGCUGGCUGAAGCGAAGCAGAUUCUACGCAACAUCGUCUGUCGACGCCUCUACAAGUGUCUGGGCCAAACCCAACCUGACAAACCCUUGAGUGUCACCCAGGAUAUGAUUAACAACUGGGUAGAAGAUUUGGCAGAGUCCAUCCCUCAGAGUGGCACCCAAGAUAUCAGUCUGCAGCCAGAAGACUUUAUAGUUAAUGUCAUUGUUAUGGACUAUGGGAUGAAGGAAAAAAACCCAAUCAACAAUGUGCGCUUCUAUUGCAAAGAUGACCUAACAACAGCCAUCCAGAUACGCAAGAACCAGGUGUCAAAACUACUUCCGGAGCAAUUUGUUGAGCAGCUGAUCAGGGUCUACUGCAAGAAGACGGAUGAUAAGAGUCUGGAAGCUGCCAAGAAGCAUUUUGUCCAGUGGUGCAUGGACAUGAACUUCUCAAAGCCUCAGGAUGGAGACAUAAUAGCACCUGAGCUGACCCCUCUGAAAGCCAGCUGGUCGAACAACAAUGAAGGCGAGGACGGUGAAGAUGGCAGCUCCAGAGAAGUAAACUGCGUUAGAGCAAACGGGCAGAAAAAAGCCAAAACACAGCUUACUUUUAAGUAAAAGGAAGAGAGCUAAUACCCCUCUGUUACACAUGUGGUAGACAAGCUAGUGUUGAGUGAAAAUUGUAUUUUUGUACAAGGUGAGUGUGUUGAUGAACAGAGCUAAAAAUUAAGCAGCAUUUACACAAAAAAAGCAGUUCUCAAAAGAGGAUACACUGCAUGUUGAGGGUCUGUACUCAGGGCUUUUACAAAAACUAUUUUUUACACGUUUCUUUUUGGUUGCUAUUUUUUAAUAAUUUUUUAUCACAUUUGGUUGCUAUUUUUAUUUUAGACUCAUUUACAGCCAUAGGUCUCACUUUUAAGUUGAAUUGUUUUAUGCCAUCCACUAAGCAAUAGCCUAUCAUGUAUUUGAAUUAUAAACAGUAAAUCAUGGUUCAUUAAAUGUUUUGCUCUGAAACAGAAUAUGCACACUGUAUUUCAGGGCAGUUUGUUUUUACAGCAUAUAUCGUUUUAUUCAGAUACACUCAGGCUUUUUUUUUUUUUUUUGGUGGUUAAUGGUUAAGCACUAUAUCAAAUCUGCAGUCAAAGGUUGAAACAGUUUCUGACAUUUGAAGUGAGCAUUUGUUUUUAUUUGAAUUAUUUAGAAAUUUGAUUUGAUUUUACCUUGAAUAUAUUUAUUUUCCUUUGGAGUGUGUUACGCGGCCCUUAAUUUAUGGUACUUACAGGAAGUAGCACAACUUAACCAUUGUUGUCUUCACCUUUUGAGAUAUGUGCAACAUUUUAAAUGGUACUUUGGAUACCAUUUAAGAUGUUUUCCUCUUACCAAGAUGUGACACAUCCUCAUCAAACUUGCCUCAUAGCUGGUGGUCUACUUGUGUUGAUUGUCUAAAAAUAUUUGUUAAAGAAUGUAAAGGGAAACCUACCAAGUGUUUGGGAGAUCCUGUCAAGGUUAUUCCUUUUUAAAGGGGUUGAUAAAAGUUUGAAAAUAAAA